Messenger RNA from Chionomys nivalis (European snow vole), 342 nucleotides. Its product is annotated as protein phosphatase 1 regulatory subunit 14B-like. The transcript has a single exon. Gene Ontology annotation, molecular function: protein serine/threonine phosphatase inhibitor activity. Gene Ontology annotation, biological process: innate immune response; regulation of phosphorylation. The record is from RefSeq and is a predicted model, not a curated record. Gene Ontology annotation, cellular component: cytoplasm. Lineage: Eukaryota; Metazoa; Chordata; Mammalia; Rodentia; Cricetidae. Bases 1 to 342 code for a protein of 113 amino acids.
AUGGGUGGCAAACAGCGGUGGGGGGGGGGGGGUGAUGAUGGCCUGGUGAGACGGCAAGGGAAGGUCACAGUCAAGUAUGACUGCAAGGAGCUACAGAAGCGCCUCAACCUGGAGGAGUGGAUCUUAGAACAGUUCACGUGUCUCUAUGUCUGCCAGGAGGAGGAGAUCCCAGAGCUGAAGAUAGAUGUGGAUGAACUCUUGGACAUGGAAAGCGAUAAUACCCGGGCUGCUAGAGUGAAGGAGUUGUUAGUUGACUAUUACAAGCCCACUGAGGCCUUCAUCUCUGGCCUGCUGGACAAGAUCCGGGGCAUGCAGAAGCUGAGCACACCCCAGAAGAAGUAA